This is a messenger RNA of Alosa sapidissima (American shad), 2132 nucleotides long. RefSeq lists its product as uncharacterized. Gene Ontology annotation, cellular component: cytosol. The record is from RefSeq and is a predicted model, not a curated record. Gene Ontology annotation, molecular function: mRNA binding. NCBI's taxonomy places the organism in Eukaryota, Metazoa, Chordata, Actinopteri, Clupeiformes, Clupeidae. The transcript is spliced from 2 exons. Bases 663 to 1574 code for a protein of 303 amino acids.
ACUGGGGAGGAGUCUAUGAGAUGAGGGUUCUAAACUUGUACUGGGGAGGAGUCUAUGAGAUGAGGGUUCUAAACUUGUACUGGUUUUCUUUGAGGAACCCCUAUGAGGGCGAGGGGCGUGAUGAGGCCUGCAGGUGAGAACUCCCGCCCGCCUAUCAACACAAUCAACCAAUCAAACACCAGCAGUGACUCAGCCAGCCAAUCAUGUAAUCAGUAGACAAACACUCACGUAGGAUGCCCUGAUUGGCCAUUGGUUUUGUCAUCCAAUUAAGCAUGAACAUAUUUAAUUGUUGACUUGACACACUCACUCCUUGUCAUUCUGCCUUACACAAGGAGCAUCACUUGUGCACAUUCACUCUGUUAUUACUUCACUAAUGCACACACAAUCGUAAGCUGCAAAGUUAACUCAAACACACACACACAUGCUAAGUAAUCGAUUUCUUAGUGUCACAUGAAAAUAUGAUUUUCAGCCAUUGGCAUUUGACUGCAUUGUAGCUUUGCAUCGUAAAGAACCAUCAUUGUUAUAUAUUCAUAGUGCAUUUGUUGUUUAUUGUGUGAUGUUUGUUUGUUUGAGAUGUGUGUGUGUGUGUGUGUGUGUGUGUGUGUGUGUGUGUGUGUGUGUAUGAGUGAGCAGACCCCUGGACUGCACCGGGUUUGUCCACGAUGGUGAAAGUGUUUGUGGGUAACGUGAGCACCUCCACUACGGAGGAGGAGCUGCGAGAGCUCUUUGAGAAGUACGGCGCCGUGAUCGACUGCGACAUCAUCUCCAACUACGGCUUCGUGCACAUGAGCGAGGAGGAGGACGCCAAGAAGGCCGUGGCUGCGCUCAACAAGCACAAGCUGCACGGCUUCAGCAUGACUGUGCAGUUCGCCACCACCAGGGUGCGCAACGCCACCAAGAUCCACGUGGGCAACCUGCCCGAGGGAGUCACGGCGCUGAAGAUCCGCGAGCUCUUCCAGGAGUUCGGAAAGGUUCUGGAGUGCGACGUGCUGAAGAAGUACGCGUUCGUGCACAUGCAGCGGCACAAGGAGGCCGCAGAGGCCAUCGAGAAGCUCAACCACUCGCGCCUGGAGGGGCAGACCAUCUUCGUGUCGCUGUCCCACACCAACCCGGGCAAGAGGGCCCCUGACCAGUUCCCAGAGCACCACUACCCGCCCGGCCCCCCUCGGCCGUACCCACCUCCCGGCGACCCGAUGCGGCCCUACCCACCUCUGCGUAAUCGGCCCCUAAACCACCCCCUGCCCCCCCCGCCUGGGCGCCUGCGCCCCCCUCCCCUGCCCCCGCCGCACCCCAUGCGCAUGCGGCCGCCGCGCUCCGUCUACGACGACCCAUACGACUACCACGCUCCUCCCCCGCCUCCGCCCCCCUCCCUCUACGAGCGUCCCCCCGCGCCGAGCCGCCAUGAGCCCGUACGAGUCGCCCCUCGAGCGCCGCCUGCUGCCCCCUCCCCCGCCUCCGCACCUGUACCGGGACCGCAGCCCCCUCCGGCCCAUGCCCGGCCCGCCCAUGCUGUCCGCACGCCACCCCGCUCGCCCGCGGCCGCCCUGUGCCACCGCCGCCUCCGCCCCCCCUAGCCAGGUCGGGCCCGCCCUAUCAGCGCUACGCCAGCGCCGCUCGCUUCCAUCAGGAUGAAUACUAUCGCUAACGACAGCCUCACCCGUCUGCCGCCAUUAGGAGUGUUUACAUCUCAAAUGAUGUUUGCUGCCUGUGAACCACAGAACAUGUGGUCGAUGGUCCUGUCCGUUCUUGCUGCAGUGAAACAAAGUUUCUUUUGAAUUUGUCAGUAAUAUCACAAAAGAAAGACGGUUAACAACUAAAUCAAUUAACUCAUUUCGCUUUUCACCUGCGUAUUUUACGGGUAAGCACUGUAUCAGUACAGUACAGUAUGUAACGCAGAGCCUGUCUGUUAUCAGUGGGCACCGCCAGCUUCAGCUUGUCUCUGUUUUUGUCCUGAUUGCACCUGAUUCCUUGACGAUUACAACGUCUUGGGGCUAAUAGUAACCGUUAAAUUAUAUAAUAUAACACAUUUUGUUUGUCUGUUAACUCACUUUGAAAAAGACAAAAUAUCAUUUUUUGUGUUUUUCCGCCAUUGUGUCUCUGAGUGCCCCAAAUAAAACAACAGUUUAAUAGCC